Molecule: messenger RNA, 731 nt
Organism: Hippopotamus amphibius kiboko
Lineage: Eukaryota; Metazoa; Chordata; Mammalia; Artiodactyla; Hippopotamidae
Gene: PGBDF
Product: chromosome 17 C17orf50 homolog
Exons: 2
Coding region: 1-372 (123 amino acids)
Source: RefSeq, a predicted model, not a curated record
AUGGACAAACACGGGUACCCGGGCCCUUCACUGACCUCCUCCCGCCCCUCCGCAGGCGUGAAGACCCCCUUGUGGAAGAAGGAGCUGGAGGAGCCCGGGGCCAAGGAGGCGGAGGCGGAGGCCUCGGAGGAGGGGUCGGAGGAGGAGGACGAGGAGAGGCCGCCGGAGGAGCGCGCUGCCGAGGGCGAGGCGGAGGGCGGGGAGGCGGAGGGCGGCGAGGGCCGCGAGCGGGGCUCGGUGUCGUACAGCCCGCUGCGCCAGGAGUCCAGCACCCAGCAGGUGGCGCUGCUGCGGCGCGCGGACAGCGGCUUCUGGGGCUGGUUCAGCCCCUUCGCGCUGCUCGGCGGCCUGGCCGCUCCGGCCGACAGGUGAGGGCGCGCCGCUUGGCGGGGGCGGGGUGCACGCGCGCCGGGGCCCCGCGCGGCAGAGGGCGGCGCCCUGGCCUGAGCGCGCCGGCCCCCGCCCACCGCCCGCAGGAAGCGGAGCCCCCCGGAGGAGCCGUGCGUGCUGGAGACGCGGCGGCGGCCGCCGCGUGGCGGGGGCUGCGCGCGCUGCGAGGUCCUUUUCUGUAAGAGGUGCAGAAACCUGCACAGUUCGCCGAGCUACGUGGCGCACUGCGUCCUGGAGCACCCGGAUCUGCGGGAGGCGCCGGCUUCUGGAGGCGCGGGGGCCGCUGUGGGCCCCUGAGCCCCCACCCCCAGCCCCUGUGGCCCGUCCAUCCUCGCCUGACC